UCUGAAAGCAAUAAUUGGAGCGUCUACACAUUUUCAGGAGUCCGACGAGGUCCAAGUUCGCAAUCUGAAAUCGAUCCCUCUAAGCUUAGCUAGCAACUAGCAAGGAGGAGGCCGCGAGAAAGAGAGAUGUCGGGAAGAGGAAAGGGAGGCAAGGGCCUGGGCAAGGGCGGAGCGAAGCGUCACCGUAAGGUCCUCCGUGACAACAUUCAGGGCAUCACCAAGCCGGCUAUCCGCCGCCUCGCCCGCCGUGGAGGCGUCAAGCGUAUCAGCGGCCUCAUCUACGAGGAGACGCGUGGGGUCCUAAAGAUCUUCCUGGAGAAUGUCAUCCGUGACGCCGUCACCUACACGGAGCACGCCCGCCGGAAGACGGUCACUGCCAUGGACGUGGUCUACGCUCUGAAGAGGCAGGGCCGGACUCUGUACGGGUUCGGCGGUUAGGGUUAAAAGGGAUUUAUUAGAACUCUCGCGAUGGGAAAGUGAACAUGGACAACAAUUAGGGAGGGUUGUUCAAAUUUGUAGUAGCUGACAUUUGAUCUGAAAUGUGAAAAACUUCUGCAAUGAUUAAAAUUACAUUCGGUCCUUUUCUUUUUCUA
Messenger RNA from Punica granatum (pomegranate), 593 nucleotides. NCBI's taxonomy places the organism in Eukaryota, Viridiplantae, Streptophyta, Magnoliopsida, Myrtales, Lythraceae. The record is from RefSeq and is a predicted model, not a curated record.